CGACUCCACCGCACCAUGGCUGGAAGGAGGAAUCCUUAAGCCACAGCAGUAGCGAAACCCAGGCAUCAGUUACCAGUGGGAUCUCCCUAGGAGAAGCAAUACGUCAGAAAACUGCUGUUAAUUGGGGAAUCGAGUCAUGGUAUCAACUUCCAGCAGAAGUGGAUGCCAGCCAUUUAACUGCUGCCUCGGAGACAAAGCUUGGCCUGACUUGUGAUAAGAAUGACCUGACGGAGUUCCCUACGCUGGAGGAAGGAGCGUUGCCUUCAGCAGAAGCGUCUAGAAGGCACUCUCCUGGAGGUACAGCACAUGGCCUACUGCUGGAUAUUCAGGACAGUCAAUUCUCUCCCUGUCUUCCACUGCUGGUGUAUGCAACACAAGGCCAAAGCUUUUCAGAUGAGACGCUUCUCCAGCGAUCAGAAAUGGAUUUUAUUCCCUUAAGAGGAGUCCCUGAUGUUUCUGGUGCCCCUGAGGAGCAUGUGAAGCCUUCGCACAUACGUGAAGCCGUGUCACUGGCAGGCGCAGAAUCUCCCUCUGAUGCACCCAGUGACUGCUUCACUUUGUCCCAGCACCCUCUUCCAUUCGGACACGUGGAACCCUGUGACGCCAGUUGUAGUGGUUGGUUGUCUCAGCAAACCUCUCUUUCUGGACAACUGCUUGUGAACAAGGAGGCAAAUGAAGGCUGUAAAAAUGAUACUAAUGAGAAGGCAUUGAGUCCCCAAAGAAGUGACAAUUUAGCAAACUCUGCUUCAAAGGUGAUGCUGACCAAGGCAAAUAGACCGAACCAAAUGGAAGCUUCUCUUGCAAAGCAGACCUGUAGUACGUCUGUAAAAGAUGAAUGCUUCUCCCGUGGCAGCAAUGUACCAGCUACAGUUUUUGAGCUUUCAGAGAAAGAAAAAGGGUUACUGAGGCAUGAUGAGUUCUCAUCUUCAGAAAACUCCUCUUGUAAAACAGCACUGACUAAGAAUUCGGAAAGAAGGGAGAGAGAGGUGCAAAAGGAAAAGGUAAAAAUGGCUGAGACUGAGUCAGAAGAGUGCAUGAGGCAGCUGGAGAAGCUGGAAAAAGAAAAGAAGGUUCCUGAGCUUGAUUUGUCUAAUAAUUUAUCUGAUGAUUUGAGGAAAGACAAUUGUAAAAAUUCAGAUGCACAAGAUGUUUUUUCUUUAAAGACUUCUGAAACAGAUGAAGGAAUGUUGAAGGAACACAGAGUGGAUUUAAAUGGCUCUGCAAGCUUGAAGUUCGUGACUGUUGCUGAGGAGCUCCAGGGAGCUUUCCCAGAUCAGCAGCAGCAGCUAUGUCCUGCAGUGGGAUUUGAGAAAGAGGAGUUUAUCCCUACUGUGACAAGCACCAGUGAUUGUGCACCUAAACGAGCAGUUGUGACUGACAUGGAAGCUCCUUCACGCAACGAGGAUGCCCCAGUGGAAGUAGAACCUGGAGUAAGCAGGAGUGAAUUAACUAUUGCAGAUUUUUCCAUAGAAAGGGGACAUAAAGUUACAGGCAUUUCCCCUUCCUUUAAUCUUGUAGGUGAUGGCUCAUUCUCUGUACACUUUGCUCAUCCAAGCUAUCAGUCUACUCCAGGGGUAUUUCUAAAGAAAAAUGUUAAGGCAGAAGGACUUGGUGUUCUUGUGAUCAAAUCAGGUAUUCGGACCUCACCUUCAUGCUUAAAUGAAGAAGCUUCUGAGAACUCAUCUACCAGUAUGCCUGUAUCUGUUGAGAAGCAGCAUUCACUCCAAUGUGCUCAGAAAGAAAACAAUGAACAUUUCGAGUCCUUAAAAUUGAAAUAUCCCCACAGUGGAAGAAUUCAGUCUCUCCCAUCGCUUAGUUUCAUGGAGAAGGUAGGGUCUUGGAAUGUGAGCCAGCCAGAGGAGGUCCCUGAUGCAGUGACUUCAUGUGACCCAGGUGGAGUUUCUCCUAGAAGAAAAGCCUACAGUGCAGUUGCCAGCUCUUCAAACAAUAUUUUAUCCAUACAAAAAAGUGGUAGAGACCCCAAAGAUUAUGUUGCUGCUUCCUCUAGAGAGACAGGUUCCCUGGGAAGUUUGCAUGUUCGUAAUAAAAACUUACUGCUCAUCCAUCCUCUUACUAGAUCUCAGUCUGACAACGCGGUAAAUGUUUCUAGUAGGAACACGUCCUUGGUUGAUGUUAUUCUGCCAGCAAAUUCAAUGGAGGCAGUGCAGCCUCUAGAAGAAAAAAGUAAUGUUUUAGGAGUGUCUGAAAAUAGUUUAAGAGGCUCCAUGAUACAAAAGUUGACAGCUGAGAUUGUUUCUGGAUCUAGUGGUGAAGAUGAAGGAAGUAAUAGUACAGGACAAAGCUCACACCCAAAUGUUUUUGUUUCUGGUGAAGGAGUUGCUCGGCUCCUUAGAGAGGAUGGAAACUCUCCAACUGAUGACCAGAAGAACUGCGAUGCUCUUGAAAAUCAUGGACAAUCUCACACCCUAGAUAUUCCGGCUGGCCAUGUCAUCAUGGACCAUUUCAGUGAUAUUUCCCCAGAUAGUUUGAGUCUUCCUGUUAGUUCUGGGGGAAGUAGCCAGGGUGGCUUAGGCUUUGCAGGGCACUCUUCAGUGGUUUCCAGGGACUUCUUCAGCAGUGCUGAAGAUGAUAACUUCAUCCCCGUUGGAGCAACUCCUUUGGAAACUCCAGUGAAAGAAGAGCUUAAUAUUGAAGAAAGAAUCCCAAUAUAUCUUCGCAACCUUGGCAUUGAUCAGUCACCUGGAACUAUACUGACACCAUUUGUACCCCGAGGACCCAUCAGGGAAGUUGAAUUUUCCCCUUCAGAGCUUCGAACGCUGAAGGACUCCACUGACACGCUGACGAGGGUUGCUCUGCAGCCACAAGGUAACUUGCUGUCAGCCGUUGAAAUUACGCAAAUGAGUUUUAACUCCAGCACUUCCACUCUCAGUAUGUCUAUACCAAUGAAUUCAGAAGUUGGCUCUGAUAUUGUGUCACCCCGUGAACUCUCUCCCCGCUUCUCAAGAUCUUUUGGAGACAAACCAGUGAGUCAGUGCAGUAUGUCGUGCCACCAACUGGAGAUGACUGCUCUGCUUUCUGCACAACGGGAGGCAGAGUGUUCAGCUGUCUCCGAACUAGCUGAACCAAACCAGCAGCUGCAGGCUGUUUCACCUGACUGCCAUUCUGACAGAGAGGGUCCCAUGCUUGUUGCAAAAAGUGUUCAGGAUUUGUUAGCUAAAAAUGAGUCAAAAGAUGUGAAUAGCAGCCUGCAGAGAUGGACUGCCAGUUCUUUGGCUGCAGUUAAAAAUGAAAUGGAGGUUGACAGAGGAUUACAAACUUCAAGCGUAGGUAGUAAGAGAAAUAAGGGUCAAGAAAGUGAUUCUUUGGUUGGAUCUGGUGCAUUGCAAGAAGUAUGUAAGCUUUUGGCAGAGGCAGAGGAUAUAGCUGGUAGGUGGCGUGAUCCUCUCUUUUCUACUGCCUCUUCUAGAGAAACUGGUGAGUCUUCCCCAAUGCUGAUUAGAAAGGAGGAUGGCCCCAAAGAUUCCAGGUUAGUGAAAGACAGCAUCCCUCAGUUUCAGAAGCAACUGUCAUGGGAUGAGACUCUGUUCCCAAGAAGUACGCAAAAAGAGGGGUCGGUAAUAAAGCCUCUGAAUCAUAACACAAGCAAUUCGAGAUGGGAAAAUUCUUUUGAUGUCAGUUUGCACAGUAGUGAAGAGCUGAUGAAGGAAAUGACCAAAGAGUUUAGGAUGGGAAAAUCUGUAGGAAGGGCUGAGCCAGAAGGCUGUAGUAGUGUAACGACAGACAGAAAUCCACCUGGUUUUGUGGGUCACGCACAAAGCAAUGGAAGUAGUGAAGUCAGCACUGGAAGUAGCUCAGAGUUGGGGAAUCCUUCCUCAGAGCUUCUAGGCAGCGUCACCGAUGUUGCAGGAGGCUUCCAGAUGAUGUUGUCUAAAGCUAGUACAGCUGGAAGCAAAGCAGGAGGCACACAAGAGAGUGACGGCAGUAGCAGUGGAGAUUCGCUAGCUGCCCGGGUCAAAAACCUUCUGGGCAAUCCUUCUUCCUCAGAGCCUGUAGGCAAUGUCACCAAUGUCGCAGGAGGCUUCCAGAGGAGGUUGUCUAAAGCUAGUGCAGCCAGGAGCAAGGCAGGAGGCACGCGAGAGAGCGACGACAGCAGCAGUGGGGAUUCACUAGCUGCCCGGGUCAAAAACCUUCUGAGAAAUGGAUCACCUGUGAUACACGCAACACAAAUUCUGAAGAGUGCAGAUGAAGAGGAGAGGAAAGCACGAGCAUGGGUGAAACUAAAACUGGCCAGCCAAUCUCAGGAAUCUCUGAGGACCAAUGAAGAGGACCAACAAAGAAUAGAGGAAAUAAAGGCAGAGCUGCUUCGGAGCGCCAAGAAGUCUAUACUAGCCAAGUGGAAUGGGGCUUGAGGUACAGGAG
Molecule: messenger RNA, 4380 nt
Organism: Egretta garzetta (little egret)
Lineage: Eukaryota; Metazoa; Chordata; Aves; Pelecaniformes; Ardeidae
Exons: 8
Coding region: 420-4370 (1316 amino acids)
Biological process (GO): regulation of centriole replication
Cellular component (GO): centrosome; cytosol; centriole
Source: RefSeq, a predicted model, not a curated record